This is a messenger RNA of Phycomyces blakesleeanus NRRL 1555(-), 1272 nucleotides long. RefSeq lists its product as hypothetical. The coding region runs from base 1 to 1272 and encodes 423 amino acids. The transcript has 4 exons. NCBI's taxonomy places the organism in Eukaryota, Fungi, Mucoromycota, Mucoromycetes, Mucorales, Phycomycetaceae. The record is from RefSeq and is a predicted model, not a curated record.
AUGCAUGGUCUGUGCCACGGAAUCAGUAAACAGGUAUGGGGACUUGUACACGAAAAGUAUGGAAUCAAGCAUCCUCUAUGUCUUUCUCUUGCCACUCAAAGGGAGAUUGGUGCUGCAAUGGUAGCCGCAAAAUCCACAAUCCCUAUAUUGUUGCAUGGUGCCUGGAGAUAUGUGACAAAGAAUGCCGGUUUCUUUAGAGCUGUGGAUUGGGCAGACUUUUUACUCUUUGUUGUCCCCACGUUGGUUUCAGAGCGUGUCCAAGACUCAGUUGCCCAAAAGGCAUUACUUGGCUUGGUUCAAGCAUGCAAUUUACUCAUGAGCUGGGAGUUAUCAGCAGAGGAUCAAACCUCAAUAAGAAGUAAUCUUGUAGAAUGGAACUUAUUCCUAGAGAGUCUUCUUUUUACAGCAGGUAUUGACAUUGGCAUGUUUACAAUUAACCAGCACAUUAUUCAGCAUUAUUCUCAGAUGAUUGAUCUAUAUGGCCUGCCAAGAGCAUAUAGUACACAAUCCAUGGAAAGAGCCAUUAAUGAGUACUUCAGGUCUAUCAAGAGUAACUUCCAAGUCAGUGCCAAUGCUGGAAACAUUAUGAUCAGACUGGUGCAAUCCUGGCAUGUAGUAGAACUGACAACCGUUGCAAACCCAAAAACUCCAUCAGUUAACCUUUUAGUUUACAGUGCAUAUACCGAUGGGUGGCCUAUUACAGAAGGAGGGAAAGAAUGUAGUAUGCCUGAGCCUUCCAUAAAGACAAGCCGCAAGGCCUAUCUUAAUGGUUGUGUUAUUGAUGCUGCAUUCAACCAAAGUUUUACAAGAGAGGCAUGUCAUGUUCAUGUGCAGCUACAAGUGGACAUGAACUCCAGAAGAUCCCGCUCUUACCAUCCAGGAUAUAAGCAUUUCUUUGGAAAGGUGAUUAUAUUUUUCCAACAUGUACACAACUCAAAGAGAUGGUCACUAGCUCUCAUAACUAUAUAUAGUGUGCAUUUGAAAAAUAGAUUGCCUAUUACAUCUGUAGUAAAGCUAAAGACUAUAGUGAUUUAUGCCAGUAACAUUGUAGAGUUGGUUGGCUUGGUGCCAUCAAAUGUCAAUGGUAGCCAUUACAUCAUUUGGCCUAGCCUUAAACGUGGCCCAAAAAUGACACUUGGUGCCUUAAUGCUUCCAGCAAAUGCUAAUAAAACAGUACUUAAAACCUGUCCAAAUUUGGAUGCUGAUUUCUUUUGGUGUGAUGAAAGACCAAUUGGCAAAGUCAAGAUUUUUGUCCUUAAAACUCAACUCUGA